AUGCGUUUCUUCUCGACUGCCGUCGCCGCGCUCGCCGCCGUCCAGGGCGCCUACGCCGUCGACACCCAGAAGUCCAUCAUCGUCAGCUUCCCGAGCGAUACCGCCGACGACGUUGUCAACAGCGCCAAGGAUGAGAUCCGCAAGGCCGGCGGCAUCAUCACCCACGAGUACCAGCUCAUCAAGUACGCUACCCCCUCGGACCUAUAUGUACAGCUGGGCUUUGCCGCCAAGGCAUCCGAGAAGAUCAUCGAGACGAUGUCCGUAUGGAGCGCCGAGUUCAACGCCGUCAUCGAGGAAGACCAAGUCGUCGAGAUCAACAAGAGCUCCAACUAG
This is a messenger RNA of Durotheca rogersii, 333 nucleotides long. RefSeq lists its product as uncharacterized. The coding region runs from base 1 to 333 and encodes 110 amino acids. The transcript is spliced from 2 exons. The record is from RefSeq and is a predicted model, not a curated record. Lineage: Eukaryota; Fungi; Ascomycota; Sordariomycetes; Xylariales; Xylariaceae.